GUGCUUGCCCGGAUACGUGGGGGACCCUCCGCGGGGACAGCCGUGCCAAGUGCCCGGCGUCCCCGGGGGGCAGUGCCAGUGUGACCCGCGCGGCAGCACCGGCGAGGGCUGCGACGCCGACGGGCAGUGCCGCUGCAAGGCCAACGUGGAGGGUCCCCACUGUGCCACCUGCCGUGCCCAUCACUUCCACCUGAGCGGGGCCGAGCCGGCCGGGUGCCUGCCCUGCUUCUGCAUGGGCAUCGUGCAGCACUGCGCCAGCACCGCCCUCGCCCGCGGCACCGUCCGGACGCCCUUCGCCCCGGGGGAUGCCCAGGGGUUCGCCCUGGUGAACAGGCAGCGCAGCACCCGCGUGGGCAGCGGCUUCGGG
Molecule: messenger RNA, 367 nt
Organism: Corapipo altera (White-ruffed manakin)
Lineage: Eukaryota; Metazoa; Chordata; Aves; Passeriformes; Pipridae
Product: basement membrane-specific heparan sulfate proteoglycan core protein-like
Exons: 4
Cellular component (GO): basement membrane
Source: RefSeq, a predicted model, not a curated record